UCGGUGAGAGAGGCUGUGGACGCUCCCACUUCGGCGCGCUUGACUUACUCCGGGAGACGUGUGUGUGUGAAACUUUUGCGAUUACUCGUGUUUCUCGCGCUCUUGGUUGACAGUAUCGGUAGAUGUCGUGAUAAAUAAUAUUGUGUUCUGUGUAGAAAAUGCAUGUACGGUGAUUUAAUUACUUGCUUGUGAAAUAAACUAUAGUGAAUUUGUGACCUCAAGUCCUGACCCGAACUGCUGUCGGAUUUGAGAUUUUACGGAAAAACCCACUUAUAAUUAUUUUUUAAACAUAUAUGUGAAGAUUAACAUUAAUAAAGGUUAUUUGACGGUUUAAUGAGAUAAAACUUAUUAGUGACAUACUCGUGUGGUCAGUAUGAUACGUGGACACGGGUAAUAGCCUUGUUGUGGACAUGCCAGUGAGAGAGGAGACUUUGACACGGGGGCGGGGCCACGUAGUCAACAUGUUGGUGUUGCUGUGUGUGUAUGUCACUUGUGUUAUCAUUACUCAACCAGGCGGGGCAGUGAGCGUCGGGGGUACAGGUGCUCCAGCUGGCCCCGUGCUGGUGGAGCCGCCCCCCGGGGUGGUCACCUUCACCAACACCUCCGGGACAGUGCUGGGGUGCCUGGCGAAAGGUGACCCGCCCCCUCAGAUCACCUGGCUCAACCUCGACCACUCCCCCGUCACCAAUAUCGCCGGCGUGAGGGAGGUGUUGAAUAACGGGUCACUGGUCAUCUGGCCCUUCAGUGGCACCGACUACCGCCAGGAUGUACACGCUGCCGUCUACCAGUGCCGCGCCUCCAACCCUACAGGCGUGGUGCUCGCUCCGCCCACCACCCUUAGAGCAGAAGGACGCGACGGUGAUUGGCUGACAGCAGUGGGCGAUAGCAAGUCGUCUGGCCCCGCUGAUCACCCGCUCUUGCGUCAACUUGCCGACAAUCACUCCCGGGUUUAUCUCUUCUUAACGCUCAAGCUUUAUCGCCUCUGUCGCAGUAACACGGACGAACACGACUACGAUCGAUAUGACUACGACCAACACGACUACGAUCGAUACAAAUACGACCAACACGACUACGAUCGAUACGACUAUAACCAAGGCGACUACUGGAACGACAUUCAAUAA
Molecule: messenger RNA, 1121 nt
Organism: Homarus americanus (American lobster)
Lineage: Eukaryota; Metazoa; Arthropoda; Malacostraca; Decapoda; Nephropidae
Exons: 5
Coding region: 411-1121 (236 amino acids)
Source: RefSeq, a predicted model, not a curated record